AUGGAGAGCUUCCACACUAGGUUCAGUGCUUGGACACCUUUUAGCAACAAGUCUUUAAAUAGACAGCUUUUCCAGGAAAGAGUUGCUCUGAUAAGUCACUGGUUUGACCUGUGGACCAACAAACAACGUCAGGAAUUCUUGUUCACAAUGCUUUUACGAUGCACUAAAUCACAAUUACGGUUUGUGCAAGACUGGUUUGCAGAAAGGAAGCAAGUGGCGAGAGUGGACUUCUGUACCGUGCUCCCGCGCCGCCUCGCUCUGUACAUCUUUUCCUUUCUGAACCCGAAAGACUUGUGUGCAGCUGCUCAAGUCAGCUGGCCCUGGAAGUUUCUAACGGAACAGGAUUGCUUGUGGAUGCCCAAAUGUGUUAGAUUUGGAUGGUUUCUGCCCUAUACUCCAACAGAUAAUGAGUAUGGUGCUUGGAAGCGCCAUUAUAUUGCUUGUGUAUCCAAUCUGGACUGGCUAACCCCCAGGGAAGCCGCUGCUGUGUAUGGAACACUAAAUGAACCCAAAACAGAGGAUGAGGAGCUUCAGGAGAGGCGAAGAGAAAAGUACCUAAGGAAAAUUAUCUGGGAGAAAAUUGCACUACAUAAGAAGCAGUUAUUCAAAGCUCGUCCCCCUUGGGGGAGUGGGGCGUGCUGCUCCAGGCUGGUGAGCUUCAGCCACCAGCCACAGCCCUCCCAGGUCAGGCAGGAACGAGAGGGACUUUGUGAAGCUCUGGAGAAACAGCUCGUUUUGGCAUCCUUAGACGCUUUGCCCAAGCGAAGCAAUGUUUCUGGAAGCCAUUCCUAUCCUCUAUUAUCGAAGAAAACACUGCAUGGAGUUUGUGAAAAUGAGGAUAACUCUUCACAUACUUCUCAGCUGCAUGUCAUACUAAUAUCAUCUCGGAUUCCUGCAUAUGAGAUGGUGGUGGACAGUACUAAGGCAGGGGUCAUUGCUGUGGUGUAUGAACACAGCGGCAUGACCUUGGAGAGCCUGCUUUGUCUUGUAGACAGAGCUCUGCAUGGCCAGAAGGCACACAGUGUUGGGAUAUUUAGUGAUGGAGACAGCAGAGGAAUCAACUUACUCAAAGGUUAUGAAAUUGCUAUUAAGAAUUUACUGAAGCCUGAAGUGAGAGACUUCUGGGAGAAAUUAGGGAGCUCUGUGGCCACUGAGGAAGAAGGAGGACACGUGGACAUCUUUGUGCCACUUGGCUCAUCUGAGGAAGGCAUAGAAGUUCUUUCUCAGCUGUCUCAACUAACUGGCACAUUCUUUACUGCUCCCACUGGGAUUGUGACUGGCUCUUACCAACACAUUUUCAGUGACUGGCUGGGACUGGAGUGGCUCCAACUUCCUCCUACCAUCUACUUCAAUGAAUCCAAGCUUCAGACAUGGUCCAACCUCUCAGACUCCCUGGAAGACACCUUGAAAUCAGUGAGAAAAGAGUUAAAUCCUCUCUUCAAGGACCUGCAGAAGAAUAUCAGCGGCAGGAUGGUAGGGAAAUUUCUGUUUGACACUAUGAAUUUGGCCCAUAUUUUGAAUAUCCAAGAAACUGCACAAGCUCUGGCAGAUGGAUUGGUGGAGCUGUCAAAGGAGGAUUCUGAAAAAACCAUCACAGAAGACAGUUCUGAGGAUCCCAAAUCAAGUCUCAGCAAAAGCAAUCUAAAUGUCAAAGUGCUGGCUAAACUGGAGAGGAAGCUUCAGAGGGCUUCGGUGGACAUGCGAGCUAGAGUUGUCCUGGAACUCUUGCAGAGUGAGAGGCGGUACGUGCAAACGCUGGAAAUCGUGAGAGAUGUUUAUGUGAGGCCACUGAGAGCAUCGCUGGGCUCCAACAGAGCCAUCCUGAGUGCUGCAAAUGUCCAGAUUAUUUUCGCUGAUAUCCUGCAGAUUUUAAGUCUCCACAGGCAGUUUCUAGAUAACCUGAGAGACAGACUCCAAGACUGGGGUCCAGCUCACUGUGUGGGGGACAUCUUCACCAGGUUUGGGAGCCAGUGGACCCCAUACACCAAUUUCUUCAACAACUACUCUGUUGUCCUCAAGACCAUUGAGAAGUGCAGAGACAUGCUCCCAGCCUUCCGAGCGUUCCUGAAGAGACGAGAGAAGAGCAUCGUUACCAAAAUGCUGAGCUUGCCAGAGCUGCUUCUGCGCCCAUCCCGGAGAUUUGAGGAAUAUACUAGUCUUCUCUACGCUCUUCGGCUCCAUACGCCGGCUGGACACGUUGACCGGGAGGACCUGACCACUGCAAUUAACCAAAUCAAAACCUAUCAAGGUUUCAUAGAUCAGAUGAAAGAAAACAUUAAAAGAAAAGAACAGCUGUCAGAUAUACAGAAAAUUGUCAGGGGAUGCCCGGUUUUGUCAGAAGUAAACAGAUAUCUGAUUAGAGUCCAAGACGUAGCCCAGAUCCACUGCUGUGAUGAGGGAGUCAGUUUUUCUUUAAGGCUAUAUGAACAAAUCCACGAUCUCAGCCUCUUUCUCUUCAAUGAUCUGCUGCUUGUUUCAAGUCGGGCCACAUCUCAUAUGCCAUUUGAGAGGACUCCAAAAACCACCUACCACUUCAUUGCGGCAGUCACGCUUCAUAGUUUAUUUGUGGAAGAUAUUCCAGAUUCCAAGUAUGUCAAGAAUGCAUUUGUUCUUCAAGGUCCAAAACAUGAAUGGAUUUGUGCUACUGAGGCAGAAGUUGAGAAGUUCCUGUGGCUCUCAGCACUCCAGAACACCAUCAGGAGGAGCAUGAAGUGAGACGAGACCUGAGGAACAGAUCAAGGUGCCAGCCCUCCUGGCAAAGACAGGAAGAAGGAUGCUCACACGUGUUAGGCAUGAUGAGAGGAAGAACCCAGGUGACUAGGAGGUUCCUUCCGACUGUCAACUUUAUCACCUGUAACAUCCCAUGGAACGGUUAGAACAGCAAGCUGU
This is a messenger RNA of Dipodomys ordii (Ord's kangaroo rat), 2889 nucleotides long. RefSeq names its product epithelial cell transforming 2 like (gene Ect2l). Gene Ontology annotation, molecular function: protein binding; guanyl-nucleotide exchange factor activity. The record is from RefSeq and is a predicted model, not a curated record. NCBI's taxonomy places the organism in Eukaryota, Metazoa, Chordata, Mammalia, Rodentia, Heteromyidae. The transcript is spliced from 20 exons. Bases 1 to 2715 code for a protein of 904 amino acids.